UGUACGUAGAGAACCACGCCUCCCCCACCUACAUUUUUGGUGGUUAUCCGUCAAAAAUUUGACGGGGGCGAAACCUUUGCCAAAUUUGGUCACUGACUGAGCGAGAAGAAAGGAGCCUUGGAGAAAGAUGCCGGCGUACCACUCCCAGUACAACUCAGACGGUGGCAGAGUCCUUGGGAACCUGGCCCUCCUGCCACUCAAGACCAGCUACAAAGGACCAGCACCAAAGUCAAAUGAUGAAAGUGACAUCAUAGAAGAGGCUCUGUACUACUUCAAGGCCAACGUGUUCUUCAAGCAGUUUGAAGUCAAGGGCUCUGCAGAUCGUGUGUUGAUAUACCUCACUCUGUAUAUCAGCGAAUGCUUGAAGAAGCUGCAAAAGUGUCCUAACAAAGGGGAUGCCACGAAGUCCCUGGCGACGUUGGCAGUGUCGAGCUUCACCAUACCUGGAGACUCUGGGUUUCCUCUGAAUGCCUUCCUCGCUAAGCCAGCCUCAAGGGCCGAAGCUGACCAAAUGAGGGCCUACUUCACACAGCUGCGUCAGGAGCUGGGCGGGAGACUGGUGGAAAAGGUGUUUGGAGGAGAGGCAAAGCCCAGCAAGAUGUACCACUGCAAGGACUACCCGUGGCAGUCACUGGCCACCUCGCCACUAGCAGUCGCCGCCACAGUUGACGACAAAGAAAAGAAGAUAGCCAACGCUGACUUCACUAUUACAAGUGCCAUUGCCAGAAGGAGGUUGUCGAGCAAGAAGCGGAGGAACCCAGCUGGACUGUGGGGAGACGGCGGAGGACCAGGAGAGGGAAACAACUCCUCUGAACACUCUGCCAGCAGCAGCCCCACCGGCUCCAUGGACUGUCUCCAUAGACACCGUCCUCCCAACUCAACCAGUCCCCCCACCACCUCCUCCUCUUCUCGCCACUCCCCACCCUCUCUCAACAGUGUGAGUCUCCCACAGUGCCCCCUCCCCACUAUCACCGCCUCCUCCACUCACCUCCCCCACACGCACACCCACCACAUUGUUCCCUAUCACCCGCGGGCCACCAUCUCCUCUCACGGUGCCUCCACCGUUCCUCUCGUCCCUGCUGCCUACCACUUCGCUCCGUCUCUCCCUGUCGUAACUGCAGCGGACCACAAGGCCCUAACACAUCCAGUAUACUCUCAGCUACAACAGGAGCUCAACUACAGAUACCUACAAGACCAGUCAGGAGGUGGUCCCGGUUCCGUACGGUCUGGGGACCUGUCAGUGGGUGGUCCAGGUUCCGUAUGGUCUGAGAACAGGGGAUUCUCAGUACCUCAUUCUCAACCCAGCAACCUCCAUCAACAGGCAUUGGUGGGUGUGGCCUCAUUGGGAAUGGACCAAUCAGAGAGCAGACGACCUCAUCAGGUCAAGUGGUGCUCGGCCCACGUCACCAUCGCCAAGCAGAUCCUUGCUCACCAGCAGCAGGCCAAGAAUGCUCAGGAGAUGGCCCGCAGCUCAUCUCUACCUGCAACAUCUUCAAAACCCAUCGUCACCUCGUCUGCUGCUGCCGCCCCCCUUGACCCCGCCCACCAGAUUGCCCUCCUACAGAUGUAUGGGAUUCCCACCACAGCUGCAAUCACGGGCGGCGGCUACAUGACAAUGUCGGGCGUGCCCUACCCCACCCUCCCGCACGACGUGCAACUACACAACCUCUCCUUCGUCCCUAAUCCUGUACCGACUGCACUGUUUAUGGACGCAGCAAACAACAUUGUCUCGUUGAAACCGAUGCCAGGGGUCGCGACACAGCAGCAGGCCCAGGAGACCUCAAACAAGGGUUUGCCGAUGGUAAACGGAGUACAAAUCCUGCCCUACCCUGCCCCACAUCCGCAGUCGCUACCCAUGGCGGCCGUAAUGCCCGGGAUCGCUGGCAUGAGCAAUGCGGUGAACGGAUCAUACGUCGGACCGGUUCCCAUGAUUGGAAACUGUGUUCUUAACCCCUGCCACCCUGCUGGCGUCAUGGCAGCGCCAUGGGUGAGGUGAGGGUUCGAAGAAACCCCUUCCUCCAUUUCUUCCAUCUACCGGCUGUGUAUCAUGUGUGUGUGUGUGUGUGAUCAUUUCAUUUUUCGAUAACCAACGUGUUUUGUGUAUGAUAAUCUCUACAAUGUAUGUACGUAUGUGUUUAUCUAAUCAAGUUUUCUUAGCGUUUUUUGUAUGUUUUGCUGCCAUUAUGUGUGUGUGUGUGUGUAUUUGCUAUUGUAUGCCAGAGAUGUGAUCAAUCAAGGAGGCAUCUUACACCAUUUUCUAAAUCCACAUGGUCCAUUGUCUAUUAUGUUGAAAAUGUGUGCUGGCCACCUAAGAAGAUACAAGAUGAUUGAGACGAUAAUAUAUAACUGGGUUAUGAUCAUACUGGAAACCCAAAAAUGGGGAGCUUUGGUUUGUGUACCGUUUGAUUUGUUGGUUAAAUUUUUAUUGCGAGUCCACAUUCUACCAAUUCCGUGUUCUUCAUAUUAUUUUCUGUGUUUAAGGAAAUAAUGAAUCGAUGACGGAUAGAGAAGAGAAAGGGGCUCCUAAUGAGUAGAGAGUUGCAGUCAGCCCCAACCUGUCAAUUCAUCAGGUAGGAGGGCAUGUGGGUAGUUCGAUCCAGCUGAUUGAGGCAAUAGGGAGGGAGGGAGGGCUGCUCUGUAGGGCUCUAAGUAGGCAGGCAGCAUGUCUUUGCCACCAGCUUGAGUCAAUGAAGGUCCAGUGG
This is a messenger RNA of Geodia barretti, 2702 nucleotides long. The record is from the annotation of a GenBank genome assembly. NCBI's taxonomy places the organism in Eukaryota, Metazoa, Porifera, Demospongiae, Tetractinellida, Geodiidae.